Molecule: messenger RNA, 1843 nt
Organism: Eutrema salsugineum
Lineage: Eukaryota; Viridiplantae; Streptophyta; Magnoliopsida; Brassicales; Brassicaceae
Product: beta-glucosidase 46
Exons: 12
Coding region: 31-1593 (520 amino acids)
Biological process (GO): carbohydrate metabolic process
Molecular function (GO): beta-glucosidase activity
Source: RefSeq, a predicted model, not a curated record
AACCCAGAAGAUAAACACAAGAGAAAAAAAAUGAAAAGUUAUGCCAACUUCGUAACUCUCUUUUUAUUACAAAGCUUAUUGUUUCCUCUUUACAGUUUAUCUAUCCAUCAAACUUCUUCAGAUGAUUCAACAUCUCCAUUUCCUUCUGAUUUCUUCUUCGGCACAGCUUCUUCUGCUUACCAGUAUGAAGGUGCGUUCUCAACCGAUGGAAAAGGUUUGAACAAUUGGGAUGUCUUUACCCAUGAGAAUCCUGAGAAAAUAAUUAAAGAGGGCAAUGGAGAUAUAGCUGUUGAUCAAUAUCAUCUUUUCAUGAAGGAUAUCCAAUCAAUGACUUACCUUGGCGUCAACAGUUACAGAUUAUCAAUUUCUUGGUCUAGAGUCCUGCCAAAGGGGAGAAAUGGAGGCAUUAAUCAUUUGGGAAUAAAGCAUUACAACAGGCUAAUCGACGCGCUCAUUAGAAAUGGGAUUACUCCAUUUGUGACGUUGAACCAUUUUGACUAUCCUCAAGAACUCGAGAACCGGUUUAAAAGUUGGUUAAGCUCCGAGAUGCAGAAAGAAUUCGGGUACUUGGCUGAUCUAUGUUUCAAACAUUUUGGAGACCGAGUCAAACACUGGAUCACGAUAAACGAACCAAAUCAACAAAUAAUCUUAAGCUAUCUAAAAGGUAUAUUUCCACCUUCUCGCUGCUCCAUGCCGUAUGGAAACUGUAGCCAAGGGAACUCCAACACUGAGCCUUUUAUAGCUGCGCAUAACACGAUCCUCGCACAUGCAAAGGCUGUUCAAAUAUACCGAACCAAAUAUCAGAAAGAACAAAAAGGAAUCAUUGGCAUUGUGGUACAAACAUCAUGGUUUGAACCAGUAAGCAAUUCCAUCGCGGAUAAAAAAGCUGCAGAGAGAGCUCAAUCAUUUUAUUCGAAUUGGAUUUUAGAUCCUGUUGUAUAUGGGAGAUAUCCUCAAGAAAUGGUGGAUAUACUUGGAUCAGCUUUGCCGCGAUUUUCGAGCAACGAAAUGAUGAACCUAAAGAGAUAUAAAUCAGAUUUUUUGGGUAUUAAUCACUAUACAAGUUACUUCAUCCAAGAUUGUAUGACCUCUGCUUGUAAUUCUGGAGAUGGAGCUUCUAAAAGUGAAGGAUUCGCGCUUAAAUUAGACCGGAAUGGCAAUGUUUCAAUCGGAGAACUUACCGACGUAAGUUGGCUGCACAUCGACCCUGAAGGAUUUCGAAAGAUGUUGAAUUAUCUAAAGGAUAGAUACCCAAAUAUACCAAUGUUCAUCACAGAAAACGGUUAUGGAGACUUGCAAAAACCAGAGACGACAGUUAAAGAACUUCUAAAUGAUACAAGAAGGAUACACUACAUGAGUGGAUAUUUAGAUGCUUUGAAAGACGCAAUGAGGGAUGGAGCAAAUGUGAAGGGCUAUUUCGCAUGGUCGCUAUUAGAUAAUUUCGAGUGGUUGUACGGAUACACGCUUCGAUUUGGGCUAUAUCACGUGGAUUAUACAACUCUCAAAAGAACACCAAAGCAAUCAGCUUUAUGGUACAAGAAUUUCAUUGAACAGCACGUGAUGAAUUCAGGAGAUCUCACAGACAAAUAUUAAAUACAUUUACUAAGAAUUGGUAUAUUAGCAUACUCCUAAUCGAAGUAAGUCAAAAAUAGGAAGGCUUAGCUAAAAUUCUUCUCAUUGUUGAUUGUAUUUGAAAUGUGUCUUGUAUUUCUUCUACAUGAUUAUUUUCCUAGUCUUACAUAAAAAAGAUUAUUGCAAAGAUAAAUGUAUAUGAAUAUUUGAGUAUAGAUAUAUUAUAUGGGAAUGCUUGAAUUAUCUGUAUAUUUGAAUAGGUCGGAAUCAA